Molecule: messenger RNA, 1533 nt
Organism: Aaosphaeria arxii CBS 175.79
Lineage: Eukaryota; Fungi; Ascomycota; Dothideomycetes; Pleosporales
Product: pantothenate transporter liz1
Exons: 5
Coding region: 1-1533 (510 amino acids)
Biological process (GO): transmembrane transport
Cellular component (GO): membrane
Molecular function (GO): transmembrane transporter activity
Source: RefSeq, a predicted model, not a curated record
AUGGCUUCUGCACCAGAUCACAAAGCAGCAGCGGAUCACAUCUCAGAUGAUGCGAUCCCAGUCACGCAUUCCCCUGGACAUGGCGCAUCGAGUUCGAAGCUUGAGCCACCGCCACUGGUGGCAGCGAUGACACAAGAGUACCGUAUGCAGGCCGAAGCUACGCUUAGGAACAAAAUCGAUACUCGAUUACUUCCUAUGAUCAUACUUAUGUAUAUCAUGAAUUAUCUUGACAGAAAUAACAUCGCUGCUGUAAGGCUUGCUGGACUGCAAGACGAACUCGACCUUUCGAGCGUACAAUACCAGACAACUGUGUCCAUCCUCUUUGUAGGAUACAUUCUGAUGCAGAUCCCCUCCAACCUCUUCUUGAAUAAGACGGGCCGGCCCGCAAUAUAUUUACCAACCUGCAUGAUUAUUUGGGGAAUCAUCUCUGGAGCUACAGGCGCGUGUCAGAACUUCGGAGGCCUUGUAGCCUGUCGCUUCUUCUUGGGCUUUAUAGAAGCGGCAUACUUCCCGGGAUGUCUUUUCUAUCUCUCUUCUUGGUAUACGCGGAAAGAAUUGGGGUUCCGCACCGCAGUGCUUUACUCGGGCUCCCUUAUUUCAGGAGCAUUUGGCGGCCUUGUCACAGCGGGCAUCACCAGUAACAUGGAUAACAUUCAUGGCUUGAGGGCCUGGCGCUGGGUCUUUAUCCUCGAGGGUAUAAUCACCGUCAUCAUAGCUGUCAGCGCAUUCUGGGUCCUCCCCAACUUUCCCCGAACCACAACCUGGCUCAGUGAAGAAGAGAGACAACUUGCAGCCUACCGUUUGAUUGAAGACGUUGGUGAGGAUGACUGGCAAUCAUCCGAAGACCAGAGCUUCUUCAAUGGCCUCAAACUGGCUCUCCUCGACAUCAAAACAUGGGUACUGACUAUCCUGCUUCUAUCAAUCGUCUCAUCUGCCUCCGUUACCAACUUCUUUCCAUCUGUUGUUAAAACACUCGGAUAUGGGAACAUCGAGACCUUGCUCCUUACCGCUCCACCGUAUGCGUUGGCAGUCAUCACGACGUAUCUUAACGCGUGGCAUGCCGAUCGUACGGGAGAGCGAUUCUUCCAUAUCACGAUCCCUCUCUGCGUGGGAGUCGCCGCCUUCAUCCUUGCUGCGGCCACAAAGUCUACUGCACCUCGUUAUGUGGCCAUGAUGUUGAUGGUUCCAGGGGUCUAUACUGGAUACGUCGUUGCAUUGGCUUGGAUAUCCAAUUCACUUCCUCGCCCAGCUGCGAAACGUGCUGCUGCCUUGGCGUUCAUAAACGCCAUAUCGAAUACUAGUUCCAUCUAUGCGAGUUACAUGUACCCGCAACCCAAGAAGGGACAGCCCGAUCUGACUAUCCCAUUGAGCGUGGACUGCGCGACAGCGGCACUCGCAAUCAUCAUGACAGCCAUUAUGAGGAUCAUAUUGACAAGGCUGAACAAGAAAUUGGAUAAGGGCGAGCACGUAGAAGGAGCUAUUAAUGCUGUUCCUGGUGUGGCGCAGGACCACGGCUUUAGGUUCUUGGUAUGA